Messenger RNA from Schistocerca piceifrons (Central American locust), 741 nucleotides. RefSeq names its product lipase member H-like. Gene Ontology annotation, biological process: lipid metabolic process. Gene Ontology annotation, molecular function: lipase activity. Bases 1 to 741 code for a protein of 246 amino acids. The record is from RefSeq and is a predicted model, not a curated record. NCBI's taxonomy places the organism in Eukaryota, Metazoa, Arthropoda, Insecta, Orthoptera, Acrididae. The transcript is spliced from 5 exons.
AUGAGUGCAAUCCGUGAUGGCUGGAUACAGGCUGGAGAUUACAAUGUUAUUGUCAUAGACUGGUCAGCGGAAGCAGGAAACUGGAAUUAUGCUCAGGCAAAAGCAGCUGUAACAGGAGUUGGAGAAAUAGUGGCAACUUUCAUCAACUGGCUUGCUUCUCUUGGUGCCAGCACCAAUAACAUGCAGCUUGUAGGACACAGCCUAGGCGCUCACGUCUGUGGUGUUGCAGGAAAUCGUGUUACUGCAGGAAGACUGAACAGAAUUACAGGCAUGGACCCAGCAGCACCACUCUUCGGCUCAAAGUCUGCCGCAGACCGUCUUGAUGCAAGUGAUGCUGGCUUUGUACAGGUGAUACAUACCAAUGGUGGACUUCUAGGAUGGUAUGAUGCUAUGGGAACAGCUGACUUCUAUCCAAAUGGUGGAAAAUUUCAGCCUGGUUGUGAAUUUGAUGUUACAGGUGCCUGUAGUCAUGGCCGAUCAACUGAAUUCUUUGCUGAAUCCAUAACAACCGGAACAGGAUUUAAGGCAUAUCAGUGUGGCAGCUGGGACGACUUCAAUGCUGGAAAUUGUGCUAGCAAUCCAACAGCUCUCAUGGGAGAGAAACUCUCAAGCAGAUCGUUCCAUUUAUUCGACUACGACGACGAGGCCGCCGACGCGUACAAGUCGCUGGAAACGCAAAAGCUGAGGGUGGUGGCAUCAAACCUUUUUGCGAACGACAUGAAUGUAUGCCACGGUGUCUGA